AUUGCCCCUUCUCACCCUCCUGAGCGCCCACCCUCCGACACAGCAUUCCAGUGUAGCAGAUGAAGGCCAGCCUCCCUCUGUCUCCCCGUGGGUGGAGAGAUUUGCCGUGGUCACAGAGAGGAUCGAGAGAAAGACCUCACUCAUUGAUACUCGAGGAGUGUGAGGAACUGAGGAAGGGGAGAACCACUUAUUCACCAUCAUACACACACACACAGCAGGCUGUGAGCUGGGAUGGUAGCUGAGGAGAUUGUGGUGUCCCUCGCUGGAGGCUCCCCGUGGGGCUUCAGGCUGCAGGGUGGAGCGGAGCAGCAGAAACCUCUUCAGGUGGCUAAGGUACGCCGGCGCAGCAAAGCGUGCAAAGCUGGCCUGAAGGAGCAUGACGAGCUGGUUGCUAUUGGCGACCAUACGUGUGCCGGGCUCAGUCACUCUCAGGCCAUGACCCUUAUAGACACGGAGCUUGCUACGCUCUACCUCAGGGUCAAAAGGGCACCUUCUGGAUUCCACUCCUCUCACUCCUCCGUUAGGGUCCUGUCUCCCCCCGUGGGAGCGUUGCCCGACCAUUGUCCCUCUAUCCUCUCCCCCACCGGGCUAUACAAGGGCAUCACUUCCCCUCCGGACAGCGAGGCUUACUACGGAGAGACGGACAGUGAUGCAGACACACAGUCUCUCACACACCGCCGCCAGCGCCGCACCCCUCCUCACGCACGCUCACCUGCGCGCUAUGACAACCACGAAGAAGAGGAGACCUCAGAGAUGAGUGGGUAUGAGAGCGCCACAGAUGGAGGAGCUUACAUGCAGGGACAGUGGGACUCUCAGUGUCUCCCUGGUGCUCCUCGCAGAGAGCUCAUCUACCAGCCCCCCCAGACCGAGUGGACCACUCCAGCACACACCCCUCACACUCCGACCCCUGAUCAGGGCCUGAUGGAGGCGGAGGGAGAGGUGGACAGUGGGUUCCAGGAGGCAGGGGUCUGCUUUGCCUGCCCACCGCUCGUGUCUCCUGAGCGGGCGAAAGAGGCCCUGAUGUCGGGCUCUGGGAAACACCUGGUGCCCAUGGUGGGACCCCAGCAGACCCCGGUCAGCGACGAGCUCUCCACCACCUACAAGGAAAAAGCACGGCAAGCUAAGUUGCACCGAGGCGAGAGUGUGGUGGAGAAACAGGUGAAAGAAGCUCGCACCAAAUGUCGCUCUAUUGCCUCUUUGCUGACUGAUGCUCCCAACUCCAACUCGAAAGGGGUGCUUAUGUUCAAGAAACGCCGGCAAAGGGCCAAGAAAUACACGUUGACCUGCUUUGGAAAAGCUGAGGGAGAUAGAGGAGGGGAUACAGAAGGAGACACGGGAGGGGAGACAGAGGAAGAAGGAGGAAGCUCCAUACUGAGUGGCUCUGAAGUUGAUGAAGAGGGAUUCUCAGCAUUUGACCCUACCUGGGACACUGGUUAUCUAGACCUGCUGGACAGGAAGAGCUCUGCCUGCCCAUCAACCACACCGACAACUCCAACCAUGCCAACAGCCAAUCACAGCCAAGGGCUGGACAUCUCCGCCUAUUAUACUCCAGAACGUGUGACAUCUGUCAAUCAAAACCCAGGGUUGGAGGUCUCAGGAUUGGAGAGCUCAGCCUAUCACGGUGCAAGGCUGGAGAGCGGCAUUACCAAGCAGCCAAUCAGUAACCACGCUGCACACAUGUGUCCUCCAUCUGUGGCUAUGACCAAUGGGGGGUCAGUAGCUGUUAGUCGGGCUAGUGUCAUUCUGAGCCCAUCUCAGACGCCCUUUCAAAGCCAAAAUGGGCAACAUGGCAACCCUAACCCUUGUCCUAACCCUAAUCUCAGUCCAAGCACAAUGACAGACUCAGACCAACACCUGAAUCCAAAUGUCCUGAACCGCACUGCGCGCCCCUUCACCCCAGGCCCUUCCUCUUCUCGUCCAUCUGUAACCUCUGUGAUGUUCCGCCCUCCCCAACCCAAACCCACAGUUGCCGCCAUGACAAACAAACCAGCGGCGGCCGUCUCCAUGGUAAACCUCCAACCUACUCGGAUUGCACAAGGACCUGAUCCAAGGAGAGCGGUUUCUAGCACUUCUCUGUACAUCCCUGCAAGAAACAACAACAUCCACAGUCCCCCAUCUGUUAACCCUCCUCCCUCCUCUCCACACUUCUCCCAGCCUGCCACAAACCCACCCACAUUUAACCCUCAGCCCGCAGGGAAUGGUUACCCCUCCGCCCCAUUCUCCCCUUCCACAGCUCAGAGUACCCUGUUUUAUCCACCACCUGCUCAACCUUUCUCCCCUCCGGCUCCACAGCCAUAUACUUCUUCUCCUGCUCCUACUUAUCCACCUUCCUCCAGAUACAUCUCUGCCCCUCCCAUCUCCCAACCACAUAACCCUGAUCUGACUCAAGUCUCCUUCCAUGCCCAGCCUACCCCUCCUCCUCCUACUCCUCCAACCCAACCUUCUCAAUAUCCACCUGUCCACCCCUACGUCAACAUGACAGGCUCUGCAAAUCCUGGCCCCCAUGCUGCCAUGGCAACUGUAUCACCUCUGCAAGCUCCUGCCUCUGAUUCUCUGGCGUCACGAGAGGAGCGCAUCGCAGUCCCUGCCGCUCGCACCGGCAUCCUGCAUGAUGCCCGUCGUCGCAGCAGCAACAAGAAGCCAAUGUUCUGUGCAGUCCAGAACAGAGAUGUAUCUCCAAACCCAGACCUGCUGUCGAUGGUCCAGAACAUGGAUGUUCAUUUUGGGAGAGCUCCUGGUGUUGAACCUACAGCUACACCCAGUGGGGAGGCCGGACAUGAGUCAGGGCCAGAGGAGGACUGGCUGAGGCUGGGGGCAGAGGCCUGCAACUUCAUGCAAGCUCAGCGAAGAACCAAGCCACCCCCUGUAGCCCCCAAACCCCAAACCCCUCAGGUGCCACAGCUAGCGGGUAAGGGAGGUGAGCUGUUUGCCCGCAGGCAGAGCAGGAUGGACCGGUACGUUGUGGAGCGAUCUCCCUCUGUUGCUGCAGUGCCUUACUCCCCUGCCCAGACGAGGGAGCCCUCACCAACGCCUUCUCUUCCUUCCACCUGGAAGUACUCCUCCAACAUCCGUGCCCCACCUCCCAUCAACUACAACCCCCUCCUGUCUCCCUCCUGCCCUCUGAAGGCCCAGAAGAAGCCUGUGGUCACAAAGUCUGGGGUGGCUGGAUCUAAAGGACAGAAAAAGGGUCUCAAGUCUAUCGACAUUAUGAGCCACCAACCCUACCAGCUCAACUCUUCCUUGUUCAGCUAUGGCGGUGGGGUUCCCCAGGACACCUCCAACUAUCAGAAGCAGGGAGGAAUGACCAAGGGUCCUCAGAAGACAGCACGAGUAUAUGAGGUGAAGCGCUUUUCCACGCCUCCGCCAACAUCCACAGGGCCUGCUCUCAAAGUGAUUGUACCUCGAUCAGCUACGACACUCGGAGAGCCGAUGUGGCGAUCUGAUGUCACCUCUCCUCCACCCAUUGCUGGCCCAGUCCCCUACCAACCCUAUCAACCUCAAUGCCAAACUUACCAACCUCAGUGGGCCACCUCCCCUUUGUCUCCCCCACCUCCCCCUGCCCCUACAGCUCCACUUCCUCAACUUCCCAACUUCUCAGCUGCUCCUGCUCCAAAUCAAGUACCUACUUUCUGCCACCUUCCACCCUCCAACUCUGCGCAGGCCAACAGGCAGUUUAAAAGUGCACCAGAUUUGAGUCCAAUUGGCCCCAAUGGUUCCUCUCGGCCAGCACCCUGCAGCAAUCUACCUAACAGAGUCCCCAGACCCAGGUUCAGCACUUCAAACAUGGGUCUGCAGCCUAGUGUCUGGCGCCCUGGAUUCACUAUGCACUAAACAGACUCUGGACUGCACAUAAUAAACCAUGGCUCUUUGAGAACAUCUAGCCACAUGUUCUAAAUAGGUCCAUGUAUUUUUAGUAUUGUGACAUUGUUAUUCAGUGCUGCGGCCAGCCACGUUUUAUCACCAGAUCUGUUUGGAUUAGCCACCCAUGUAGCACAUUUUAUCGCACACAUUUAAUCUUGUUUACUUUUUUUUCUGCAAUGCUUUAGCUGUAGCUAGAGGGAACAUUUUUUUUUUUAGCAAAGUCAAUGUAGUGUGGCAACCAGAGAAAAGUAUAAAAAAAAAAGGAGAACAGCAGCUUGAAAGAACAGAAGUAGAUGCUGGGUGAAACUAAAGCAAAGUUCUGUAAAUAUUGUAUUGAAUGAUGAAGAAUUAAGUUUUAACAUAAAAAGAAGAAUAGAGGAUGUGAAACGAUAAAACUGUUGUAAGAGAGACGAGCCAAAGAUGUGAAAAGGAUGGAAAGGAAGCACAGAUGAAGUGACAUUAUAGAAACAUAUUGGGUAUAAAAGGUGUGGAUUUUAUUCAUAACUUCCCAAUCUGCAAAACAUCCUUCAUAAACAUAUCAGAAAAGGUGCUUUAUGAAGAGAUUUGAAGGAGCUACUGCUAAUGUUAUUCCCCCUCUGUUAUAUACAUUUUAAGGAGUUGUGUUUUAUGAUUCUGUGUGCCUUUUUUUUUAGUUGCAAUCUGCAGCAGUGUGUGUUUUGUUUUCUGUAGUUUCUCAUCGGGCGAGGAGCACUGCUGCCACGAAGAAGGGAAGCCUUUUACAGUAGUCUUGAUUUCCGAUAUGUAGAUAUGAAACAAGAGAUGUAUAACAUGUCAGUUUAGCUUUUUUCCACAUACAUGCGGUUGAAUAAAAAUAGACAUGACUCAC
This is a messenger RNA of Trematomus bernacchii (emerald rockcod), 4708 nucleotides long. RefSeq names its product synaptopodin 2-like b (gene synpo2lb). The coding region runs from base 232 to 3831 and encodes 1199 amino acids. Gene Ontology annotation, cellular component: actin cytoskeleton; Z disc; nucleus. Gene Ontology annotation, biological process: positive regulation of actin filament bundle assembly. NCBI's taxonomy places the organism in Eukaryota, Metazoa, Chordata, Actinopteri, Perciformes, Nototheniidae. Gene Ontology annotation, molecular function: actin binding. The transcript has 5 exons. The record is from RefSeq and is a predicted model, not a curated record.